Molecule: messenger RNA, 1268 nt
Organism: Pieris rapae (cabbage white)
Lineage: Eukaryota; Metazoa; Arthropoda; Insecta; Lepidoptera; Pieridae
Exons: 9
Coding region: 60-1106 (348 amino acids)
Source: RefSeq, a predicted model, not a curated record
UCGUCCGAUUAGUAUUGAUCGACACCUUGACCAGCGAACACGUUGAAUGGUGUGCAAUCAUGAUACUAAAGAAGGUGGCUCCUGAGCUACGUCUCGCAGCCACAAUAUCGGGGUGUAUCACAAUAAUAGCAUCAGUAGUGAAUAUAGUAUUAGCCGUCAUAGCAAUAAUAUUUCGAUUCACAUGCAGUACAGGCGCUCCCUCCUCGACGUCAGGAGCCAAAGUAUUUAUGACAACGUUGUACAGAGUAUACAUACAAGAUGAUUCCUGUACGAAUUCGUUGUCCGUAGAAGACAUUACAAGUUCACAAACAGUGUUCAUAUUGACAUGCAUAACAUUGGCAUUCGCAGUGGUCAACUUUUUUUUGGCGUCAUCUCUGAUUGCUUUUGUUAUCAAUCCAGAAAAUACUUCUUGUCUAACUGUGACCGCAUAUUUGUAUGUUGGAGUAUCUUUUUCGGUUUUGAUUAUCGAUCUUACAUUGGCCACACACUUUGGGUUAGAUAUGACGACACUGGCUAAUAGACUUAGUAACGCCUCUGCUGGAAUUGAAGAGAGGUAUAUGACGGAUAUAUUACGCUUAGGGGCUUUAGUUCUCAUGUCUAUAACGCUCAAAGGAUAUAUAUAUCAUGUAGUAAACACUGUUUUAUUGGUAUAUAUUAUGAUAUAUGUAAUAGAGCACCAAAAAUCCGAUGAAAGAAAUGAGCACAACAUUCACAAACUGGGAGUUCUGAAUGCGUUUGAUUUUCCAAGACCACGCAUAGACUCUUGGCGAACGCGAUCAGACAAUUUUGCUGGUGAUACUAGAGGACAACAGCAAUGGAACCGCAGUUACCAGGAAGAUGAACCGCGAGGCCGAGACCGUGAAACUGCUUUAGCGGAUAUGUCAAAACCCUUUGAACGUUCAGAAUCAUGGCUUCGCACCCAGCCCAACACGUCAAACAUGAACAACCGUCCGUUCUCGUACUUAGAGGAACCGAAACGUUCACCGAAGCCACAAGCGGAGCCUAAUUGGCACAGGGAUUGGCCGUCGUCACCGCCAGUACCAAUCCCAGAUUACACACCACCAGCACGACGCCUAAAAUCCGCCCUGAAACAGGGCUAUCCUUAGGCCUAUGUUUUACAUCAAGCACUACUACGAUUACUAGCACCGCCGUAGUUCUGAGUUUCGAAAGUUUGGUGUUAUGUUUACGUUUAAUAAUAAUAAUAAUUUAGUUAUGGAAAGAAUAUGGUACAAAAUGUUAAGGUGGUACAAUCGUAAAACGUUCGCAUA